Molecule: messenger RNA, 1532 nt
Organism: Vicugna pacos (alpaca)
Lineage: Eukaryota; Metazoa; Chordata; Mammalia; Artiodactyla; Camelidae
Gene: TMED1
Product: transmembrane p24 trafficking protein 1
Source: RefSeq, a predicted model, not a curated record
GGAACCACGACCUGUCAGUAGACCAGAGGGUGACCCGGAUGAUGGCGGCCAGCGCGGCCCUAGCCUUGGCCUUGUGGCUACUACUGCCGCCAGUGAGGGUAGGAGGGGCAGGGCCCCCGCCGAUCCAGGACGGCGAGUUCACGUUCCUGCUGCCUGCGGGGCGGAAGCAGUGUUUCUAUCAGUCUGCGCCGGCCAAUGCAAGCCUUGAGGCUGAGUACCAGGUGAUCGGAGGUGCUGGGUUGGACGUGGAUUUCACGCUGGAGAGCCCUCAGGGAGUGCUGCUGGUCAGCGAGUCCCGCAAGGCAGACGGGGUGCACACGGUGGAGCCCACGGAGGCCGGGGACUACAAGCUGUGCUUUGACAAUUCCUUUAGCACAAUCUCGGAGAAGCUGGUGUUCUUCGAACUCAUCUUUGACAGCCUGCAGGAUGACGAGGAGUUGGAGGGCUGGGCAGAGGCUGUGGAGCCCGAGGAGAUGCUGGAUGUCAAGAUGGAAGACAUCAAGGAGUCCAUCGAGACUACAAGGACCCGGCUCGAGCGCAGCAUCCAAAUGCUGACUCUGCUGCGAGCCUUUGAGGCACGUGACCGCAACCUGCAAGAGGGUAACCUGGAACGGGUCAACUUUUGGUCAGCCGUGAACGUGGCCGUGUUGCUGCUCGUGGCCGUGCUGCAAGUCUGCACGCUCAAGCGCUUCUUUCAGGACAAGCGCCCAGUGCCUACGUAGCCCCCUGCCACAGAACAACAGGGGAAAGGAGGGGCAGCAAGGCGCAUGUGUGUGCAACUUGGGGGAGGGUUCCUUCUCCAACUGAGUUUCCUACGAGAAGGGAGGCUGUGCAGUCUGGGCCUGAGGUGUGGCCCUCAUGCAGCUCCUCCCUUUCUGGGGCCAGGCAGGGAACACUGGCUGGCUCACAGGCCUGGGCCCUCCAGGAGAGGUGGCUCAGUGGCUGCACCUGUUUUCCUGGAAGUUGUGCACGGGGGGGCACUGCAGUGUUUGAAUGCAACCCUUGAAUUUUCUGGCCCGGCCUCUGUCCCCUACUGUAAUUGUGCCUUAGCUGGAGUCUUCCAGCCUGCACCAGCACCGCGUGGUGUGGAGCGGGGCCCAGAAGCAAACUUCCCCUUCCUUUCCCCACUGGCCCUCUGAGGCAGGUCACAGUAGGAGGGGGCUUGCUGCUAUGGGAUCCCAUGCCUGCCUUCCUUCUCCUUGUGGCUCCACCCGAGGCCUGUGCUGCUGCUGGGGGUAGCCUGCUCAUGCCAGGGUCCGGGAAGGAGACGUAGCUGCAGUGUUCUUGCCAGAACAGUCACUUUAUUGACAGGAAGGGGCCUGGCCCCUCGGCCCAGCGGGGGGCGGGCCUGGUGUGAGGUCUGGUAAUAGAAUUCCAGGAUCGGGACCUGCAGACCACCCGCCCCUCCCGCUCUCCCUGCAGGGGCCCCAGACAGAGCUGAGGGUGGCCCAGCCAAAGCCUGUACUGGAGCCUCACAGAACAAAAGGCGGUCUGGCUUGGGCACCAGAGUCAAUAAAUUAUGGUCAGAAAAA